Molecule: messenger RNA, 2363 nt
Organism: Girardinichthys multiradiatus
Lineage: Eukaryota; Metazoa; Chordata; Actinopteri; Cyprinodontiformes; Goodeidae
Gene: nphs2
Product: NPHS2 stomatin family member, podocin
Exons: 7
Coding region: 248-1375 (375 amino acids)
Cellular component (GO): plasma membrane
Source: RefSeq, a predicted model, not a curated record
GUUUCAUUUUAUCAUGGACAUUUUGUACUCCCAGUGGCCCUCCUCUACAACUGCUGUUUUACUCCCACACUGAGCUAAACUGACACUCCUUUACCCAGUUCCAUUCCCAGACAGCAGCACCUCAACUUCCAGUAACACAAGGUCCACAUUUUCUUCUUUCAUGUCAGGAAAACAGCAUUGACCUAUCAACAGAAAACAGCUCCACAACUUUCUCUCAUACUUGUUAACAGCUGAAUUUCCAGCAGGUAUGGAGAAGAGCCUCAAUAUUAAGUCAAAUCACAGGUCCAGGACAAUGCCACAGAAAGAGGGGGAGAGUGGAGCCCCAGCCCCUUCAAGAAGUCAACGCCAAAGGCCGCCCAAGGCAGGACGCCACACUGGAGCUCCAUCGGUCAGGAAGGAAAAGAGGCAGCUGGAGAAGUUAGAGACAAACCAGGAGAAGGUGGACUGGGAGAAGGAGGCAGAGGUUAAGCUGAAAUCUACUGUGGUAGACAUAGAUAGUGUUAGAGAUAAUGAGGUCCAGGAGGAAAACCUGGGAUCUUUGGAAGCAGCGGAGCAGGAGGAUGGUCUAAAGCGCCAGAACCUGGGGGCUUUUGAAUGGCUGCUGAUGGUGUUUGUCUUGACUCUGGUUCUCCUCUUCCUUCCUCUUUCCAUCUGGUUCUGUGUCAAAGUAAUCCGGGAGCAUGAAAGAGCUGUGAUCUUCAGACUUGGUCAUCUACUGCGGGGAAAACCAAACGGACCAGGCCUCCUUUUCUACCUUCCGCUUCUUGAUGUCUGUCACAAAGUUGACAUUCGGCUCCGGAUGUUGAAGGUUCCUCCUCACAUGGUGGUGACAAAGGACCUGGCAAGGCCAGAGCUGAGCGCUGUGUGUUAUUACCAGAUAGAGAACGUGGCUCUGUGCAGCGCAGCUCUAUCCAGCCUGAGCUCGGUGCUGCAGAGUCUGGUUCAGGCGGCCGUCAGAGACGUUUCUGCUCACCAUACUUUCAGUCACAUCCUGCUGCACAGGCGGAGUAUCGGAGAGCAGAUAAAGACAACUCUGGACUCUGUUACUUGCCGCUGGGGAAUCAGGGUGGAGAGAGCGGACAUAGAUGAGCUCAGUUUUCCUCUGGAGCUACAGCAGAGCAUGGCUGCAGAUGCUGAGGCUAAGAGACAACAGCAGGUCAGACAGGUAAAGGCAUCAGAAAGGGAGACAGCUGCCUGGGAAGGUUUUAGGGCCUCACUCCGUCAUCUCCACCCUGCCUUGGUUCUUCCUCUCCCUCCAGAUCUCCUCAGCAUGAACUCUGACUUGAACUCCCUCCCUCCACCUCCACCCCCUGCCAUGGAUGAAGACGGAGGGGUGACGAUGGCGGAGCCAGAGACAGACUCACCGAUGAUGUGACAAACUGAACAUUUCAUUCAUAUUUUUAUUAAAAUACUUAAGAUGAAUUGAUAGUAAUUUUAUCACAUCAGGUCAACAUGUUGUUUAAACUGUUAAAUAAAGCUGAAUGCAGAGAUUUGCAAGGUAAUAAAGAACUAUAUUACAAAGUUGAAGACCUUAUAGAAGGUAUAAUAUGUGACACUAUUAGGGAAGGAAUGGUCAGAAAGAAUCAUGAAAAUACUAAUAUCUAUAUAAAAACAGGGAAAACAAACACCAGAACAUGUGCAGACUAUUCUGUGCAAAAAUUGCAGUUUUUUCAUCUCUGAGAUUAAAUGUGUACAAAUCUGAGCCUCUAAUGUGCAUGAACUAUAAAUCUUCCUUAAAAAUAUUAUUAAUUUAUCUUCAAAAGACUAAAAGAUGAGUAUUGCACAUUAUUUAAACUUUAACAUUGUUUAAAAAAAUAGUUUAUGCAAUUGUUUAAAUAUUCAGACUCACUGUGAUAGAUCUUAUGCACAUCAUCAUAUUAUCUUGAUCACACUGGUGCAAUAUUACAAAAACGAAUUUUAAAUAUAUUUAGAAUUUUCAUUUUACUUUAUAAACAGUAAGGAACAAACUUUAUAAAGUGCAUAAACUUUAUUUUUUCAGAAUGAAGAAACGAUAUUUAAACCUUAUCCAUAGGGUUGAGAAAUGCCACAUUAAGCAAAUGCACAGCAUGAAUGGUAACACGAAGUUAGGUAAAUCCUUGUACAACAAUAAGGUGAUGAAAGAAAACUUUUUGAUAUUUUAAAUAUAUAAUACUCUGAGGCUAAUCAAUCAGCUUUUCUGUUUUCUCCAUCUAUUUUUACUCCUGUCACACUUUAAAACUUGCGGGUUGUAAACGAUGAUAUUUUUCUAUUUUGUCAAAUGCAACAAAAUAAAUGAGACUCAAACAUAAAUAUAGUCCCACAAGUUUAGACCACAUGCCAGAUCACCGUUUCUUAGUCUUUUUGGUGGGGCUGGCUGGCUUUGC